Messenger RNA from Microbotryum saponariae, 3351 nucleotides. Lineage: Eukaryota; Fungi; Basidiomycota; Microbotryomycetes; Microbotryales; Microbotryaceae. The record is from the annotation of a GenBank genome assembly.
AUGACCAGCUCCCUGCGACUCCGACUCGGCUCAGGUGUGCAGCUCCUUGCGCUUGCCUGGGUCGCGGUCGUCUCCUCCCAGAGCACGACUGGGACAUGCGACAACGAUGGCCUCUUCAACUCGUCGACGAACAGCUGUUCUUGCCCGUCCGGGUUCGGCGGCGCGAACUGCUCCCAGCUCGUCUGCUCCAACCCGAUCGCCAGCACCUCCUCGCGUGCUCCGUUUAACAUAGCACUCGCCGGUUCGUCUGGUAGCACUGGAUGUGCGGCCCAAUGCACGGCGGGGUGGUCGGGCCUGAUGUGCUCCAUUGCCAACGGCAGCUCGACCUGUCUCGCCGCGCUCACCAACAAUCUCGGCGUGUCGGGGCAGACGUUCACCACUUCAGGUGUCUACGACGACAUCGUGCACAACUCGGGAGCGUAUGUGUGGACCGAAGGGUACACAUACUGUGAUGUAGUGGUAUGUUGACGCUUCCCUGUGUAACUUUGGGGGCUCCAGAGCUCCUGUCUCGGCGUGGCGCCGUGUCGGAUCCUGAGACUACCCUCUGUCGAUCACCGGGACUUCGUCCUGGCAGUUUUUCCAACGCUGACAAAAGGAUUCACCGUCCACCCCGACUACGGCUUCGUCCUAUGCAGAAUCCAACGCUGCAAGCCGUCUAUGCUGGUACCACAGCCCUGGUGUUUCAGAACUCGUUCGACACGGCCGAUUCGCUCUACGCCAAGUCGUCGGUGCCGAACAGGGGCAUGCAGGCCACGCUGUUCUACGCCGCGCCGACGGGCAACACGACCCUCAUUGAGCAGUUCUACUGUGCUGCCGACACGUGUACCCAACAAAAUGCGACUACGAAUGGCAAGACGACGGUGACCUGGCAGUGCUUGAACCUCAAGUUAGUCGGGGCUCUCUCUUUGAACUUCUCUCCUGUCUCAUGGUGAUCACCGCAUUAGCGCGUUUGCAAACCUUAGACCCUAUUGCUUACCGCGGCCCAUCAAAUCACUUUUUGCGCAUGUGCAGAUGUCGCUGCAUUCCGGGCACUCAAUUUUGCGGAACAGGCGCACUCGAUCUCACUGACACCAUUGGUGGCCUCAACGGUGGCAUCGAGGUCACGUGCGAUGGCGAUGGCCCCGUUUGCGACUUCAAACAGAGCGUGCUUCAAACGAUCUUUGGUGCCCAAGGGCUGGAACUCAACUCGUGCCAACACAGCGAGUGCACACGAUCCGCGACGAUCGCGACGCUUGCUGCUCAGCGUGUCAACGAUUCGACCACUGCGGGCGCGGGACUCAGCCACGGUGUCAUCAUCGGCUUGGCCAUCGUUGGCGCUUUCAUCGUUGCUCUGCUUGGGUGUUUGAUUUGGGGCUGCGUCGUGCAGAAGAAGGCGAGAAGAGCCGCAACGGCGUUGGCGGACGACCAGCAGGAUGGCGCGGUUGGUAUGCACUGGUCGGGACUCAGCUAUACGCUGCCACAGCGACGAUUCGGCGUGCUCGGUCAACGACGUCGAGCAGGACGCGUUAUCUUAGAUAAUCUGAGUGGCAGGGUGCAACCUGGAACGUUGUGCGCCAUCCUCGGUCCGACCGGCGCCGGAAAAUCGACCUUUGUCGAACUCCUCGCCGGCAAACGCAAGAACGGCAUCACUACGGGCAGCAUUCACCUUGUGCUUGCCCAGGGUGCUCGUUCCCGCAAGGUCCAGGUCGGAAUCGUGGACCAGCAUGACGUGCUCCCUGCAACCGCGACCGUUCGGGAAUGCCUUCAUUUCGCUGCGGAACUUAAGAUGCCCGAAACCACGACCCCGUCCGAGAGGAAGGAACGCGUGUGCGAGGUCCUCACCCUUCUUGGUCUGAUCGAGUGCGCGGAUACGGUCGUCGGCGAUACAGAACACCGUGGAAUCAGUGGUGGAGAACGUCGUCGAGUCUCCAUCGGUUUGGAACUGCUCGCCACCCCCGCGGUUCUCAUCUGCGACGAACCCACGAGUGGCCUCGACUCGUCCGCGGCCAAGAAGGUCAUACAAGUCCUUAAAGAUCUGACCGAAGGCGUCACGGGUGUCCGUACGACCGUCAUCACCACGAUCCAUCAACCUUCGUCACCCAUGUUCAACUUGUUCGAUCAGCUCAUCCUGUUCGGCUCGAGCGGUCGGAUGAUGUACUGCGGCGACGCCCACAACGCGAGCGCCUAUUUCGCAACCCGGGGAGACCCCGUACCGUACGCGUGGAACCCGGCUGAUCACUUCCUCGAGCUCGCGGUGGCGCCAUUGCUGCAGCUUGGCAGCGGAGACACGCUUACGAGCGACGGGCACGACGAGAAGAGAAACUGGGGCGACAACACCUGCUUCAUCGACACGCCGACCGCAUCGAUGCACUCGAAACCGCAGGCCUGUGCGCUUACACAAUUCGAGGCGCUCGCCAAACGCGAGCUGCGCAAUCUGAAACGCGACCACUCUUUGGUCGUCAUGCAUGUCGGGACCGCAGCCAUCCUUGGGGCGUUCAUCGGUGGCAUGUACUUCCAGGUCGACCUCACGAUCGGCGGUUUCCAAUCACGCGUCGGAUCGCUCUUCUUUCUCGGUUCCUUGAUCGCGUUCUCGUCCUUGUCGGCGUUGUCAAACUUUGCAAACUACAGGAGCCUGUUCCUGCGCGAGCGCGCGAACGGAUACUACUCGCCCAUCUCGUGGCUCGCCUCGCGAAUCGUGUUCGAUCUCAUCCCUCUGCGCAUCAUUCCGAUCCUUAUCGUCUCUUCAAUCGUGUACUGGAUGGUUGGCCUGAGCCCCGACGCGGCCCACUUUUUCAAAUACUUGCUCAUCCUCGUGCUCUACAACAUGUCGACGGCCGUGCUCAACUUCCUGCUCGCCGCGGUCAUCACAGACACUGGCAAUGCGAUUCUAAUCUCUUCAAUUCUUAAUCUCGCUCAAAUGGUAUGCCCCGAGCUAUCAUCGCGAUGACGUGCAUGCGUGCUCAUCUUUGUGUCCGCAUUCUCGACGCAGGCUUUCGCCGGAUUCUUCAUCCACUUGGACUCGAUCCCUGCCGCGGUGCGAUGGAUCCAGUGGCUUUGUCCGUUAAAAUACCUCCUCGAAGCUUUGACCGUCAAUGGUGGGUUCUGCGUCUUCCAUCUAUCGGCAACAGGAUUGAACCAGGGCUAAUCUUGGGAACGUCUUCAUACUAUCCAGAAAUCUCGGGCGGGCUAAUGAUCGUGGACACGUUGCAAGGCGUCAAAGUCUCGAUCUCUGCCAAGGUGAUUAUGAUCUCGCUCUUCGGAUUCAACACGGAUGCCUACUAUCGAGAUGUGUUGAUCAUCGCCGCGUUCCUCAUCGGUUUCGCGACGAUCCUCACCGUCGCGGUCGUAUUCAAGCUACGAGAGAUUCGAUAG